AAACCACUGGACUACCGAAGCCGUUAAUAUAAAAAGAAAAAUAUGUUAAAUCAUACGUAAUGAGAACAAGAAAUUAGAUAAUGCUAAAAACAAGUUGAGAGAUGCGAACAGCGUGUGUCACCAAUAAAAACAACUGUUCGUUAGUCAUUUGGCCAGUCGCUGAACGAAGUUUGCAACGUUAACUCCUCGCAUUGUAUUGAGUUGGAGUCCUUGAUACCGGAUCUUGAGAUAUACAAUACAAAUAAACAAAUAUGUCGAGGCUUGCAUACUUUAUGGCCAUAUUGGGGAUCACGUGUGCGGCCACCUACAGACAGUAUUUGCCUGCAAAACCACAGGAAUUAGUUGACAAAGAGGGCUGCUAUAUAAAGCAGAUCAACGAUGUUAUACCUUUCGGUGCUCAGCUCACCCCCAUUGGAGAAUGUGUCAGGAUACAGUGUGGGAAAGCUUUAAUACACUACGCUACAUGUGCACUAAUCGGUACAGAGGAUCCUAACUGUUACGUGACCGAUACAGACCUCAGCAGACCAUAUCCUGACUGCUGUCCGACAGUCAAGUGUGAUAUUGAUAAUAAUUUAAUAUAAAUUGUCUAAGGUAACAUUUAAGAGCAUCUAGAAUUUUGGUUGUUAUUUAUUAAAGAUGGCAAUACUAAAAUUAUGAUUAUUAGUUGUAACAUACGUUAUGACUGUUACAAUUCUCUGUAUGUUUCUUAUUAUACAAUGUAACAUGUACAUAAAAUUAUAUUAAAUAUAACAUGUAUUACAAUAUAUAAUUAAUUGUAAUAAAUUAUCUCUAUUUUUGCAUAUAAAUGUAAGUACAUGUAUAAAGUUUAUACAAAGUUAAAAUAAUUCGUAAUAUUAAUUUAGUCAGAGUGCAUACAGGUUUUGGCAGUGCUCUAGUCCUCACACUAGGCUGUCUAUUGUGGGUGACUAGUUCACUCCUUAUUAUAAUAGAAAACAAAACAAGUUUCUAUGAACAGAUUUAAGACAAUAAAAUAAAGAACUUUUUUCAUUAAUAAGUAAUAAAAAAACUGAAAUCUUAAACAAAAAAAGCUGCAGAAAAGUAAAAUGCCUCAAUGUAUAUAGAACAAUAUAAUAUAUGUUAUAAUUGAUAUAAUUUAGCGUAUAUAUAAUAAAUUCUUAAUGGAUCUUUUAAAUUAAAUCUAUUUUGAUAGGUAGACAUUGUCAGUUUUGGAGUAUAAUCCUUUUUAAUUCUAUGAGAGUCUACCUACCCACCGACUUGUUCUAGACUAGUUCAGACCAGUAAGCUCCAAUGGUAGAUAAUAAAUUAUAAUUUCAAUAAAAUAUUGGUAC
Molecule: messenger RNA, 1310 nt
Organism: Achroia grisella
Lineage: Eukaryota; Metazoa; Arthropoda; Insecta; Lepidoptera; Pyralidae
Exons: 3
Coding region: 252-581 (109 amino acids)
Source: RefSeq, a predicted model, not a curated record